AUGCCGCCACGUGGCUGUCAAGACAGGCACCUGCUGGUUGCACCUUGGCCCGAUGCCUCUCGCUUCUCUCUCGCACGUCAGCUGCACGCCAUGGCACCACUGCUCGCCCUUGCCAUGCUCCACAACCGAACCCUCGUGCCGCUUCCAGGAACCUUCCAGCCAGCCAACAACCAGGUGUGCAGAGAGUUCCAGCCAAUGGGCGGCGUGGGCAGCCAUGGCAGCAUGGGCGACUGGGGCUGCUUCUUCUUCCCCAUCGCCUCCCCUCACUGCUCUGCUGACGUCACCGCUUCCAUGGCUGCCAGUCGCAUGCCGACGUGUCACCGCGACACAUCUCAGUUUGAGCAGCUGGCCACGUCAGCAGAGAGGGUGGUGUGUUUGGAUGCGUCUGACGUGGACCAAUCCAGCAGUGCUGCUCUCUCAUUGGUGGAGGCCAGAGCAACCAAGAUGUAUGGGCUUGAUCCCUGCGCCUUUAAGUCCUGUGUGUGGCGCAUGUAUUGCCGUUCAUCCCAUACUGCUCACAUGCACUGUCUCUAG
Messenger RNA from Closterium sp. Yama58-4, 534 nucleotides. The record is from the annotation of a GenBank genome assembly. NCBI's taxonomy places the organism in Eukaryota, Viridiplantae, Streptophyta, Zygnematophyceae, Desmidiales, Closteriaceae.